UGGGUUGUGGGUCAAUAAAUGGAGGUGGUGUGGACGGAGAGAGCUGUGUCUUGUUUGGGAAGCUCUGAGGGGAGGCUUGGUGUUAAUCUAUUCACCCUGGGGGCAGAGGAAGGGGCUGGGGAUACAGACAGGGUAAGGGCAGGGGGAGGGCGCAUGCCCGUUGCGCGCCGUGAAGGCUGCGAGGGCAGAGCCGGGCGGAGUGAGUUCGCGCCUGUGCGUUGGUUGCCGUUCCUGCGCGGGGGGCACCUUCCGGCGCACUGUGCUCACGUCAUCAGCGCUGCGCCGGCGCUCACCUGGAGUUCCGGGUCCGGCAUGAGCGCGGCUCAGAGGGAUUCGGUCCCGGUCGGCGGGCCCUCGCGGGAGGCCGGGACCGAACCGGGUGAUGCUGGAAGCCGUAAGGCACGAGGGCGGCCACGUCUGACGGAAUCGGACCGGGCGAGAAGGCGGCUGGAAUCGAGGAAGAAGUACGACGUGCGGAGGGUGUACCUAGGAGAGGCCCACGGGCCCUGGGUCGAUCUGCGGCGGAGAAGCGGUUGGAGCGACGCUAAGUUGGCGGCCUACCUGCUGGGACUGGAGCGAGGGCAGCGCGCUGGGAGGCAGGGCAAGCCGUGGGAGCAGAUUCCAAAAAAACCCAAACGGAAGAAAAGGCGAAGGCGUAACGUCAACUGCCUACGGCAUGCAGUGAUCUGGUAUGAGGACCAUCGACAACGCUGCCCCUAUGAGCCCCGCCUGGCUGAGCUCGAUCCCUCCGUGGGGCUCUACACUACAGCUGUGUGGCAGUGUGAGCGUGGCCACCGUUACUUCCAAGACCUGCAUUCUCCCCUGAGACCUCUCAGUGAUUCUGAUGGGGACAGCGACGACACUGCAGCGGCUCCCAACAGUUCCUCCUCCUCCUCUUCCUCCUCUGGGAGCUGCAGUUCAGGCUCGGAGACAACGCAAGGGAUGACGCAAGGGGCUGCCCUGUCAACGCUGGGGGGGGGCACAGCAGUAUCCCCCCCUGCAGGGCCAGGCCCCCCAGUGGAAGGGCGGGUGACAGCUCUGGAGGCAGUCGUAUGCGUGCCACUACCCUUUCCCUUGCGGCUGGGGGCAGGUCGAGGGGCACUGACUGAGGAGGGAACCUCCACCUUGUUGCAGGGAGGGGGCCCAGCACUACUCCAGGCUCCCCCCCUCCUCAUCUUGACUGGCUCCAGCUAUGAAGCUCUGGAGGGGUUGCAGUUGGAUGUAAGGGGGGAUGAGGUGUCCUGUGCCCUACUGCAGGGAGAAAGUGCAUUCCCCUUGGACCCCCAUCUCCCUAAGACAGAGGAAGAUAAAGCACUUGCGCUGAAGCAGGAGGAGGUUCUGCCCUCUGCAGCAGCUGAACACUCUCUGGAGCCCCCUCUGGAAGCCCCUCGAGAGCCCUCCCCACCUCUGCCAGCAGAGGAUGCUGACGGCAGUGACAUGUCGGCCAUCAUCUAUGAGAUCCCUAAAGAACCUGAGAAGCGACGACGCAGCCGCCGGGGCCGUGCACCCAACUCUGAGGGGCUUUCAGAUCCCAUCCCCUGCCCCUAUGCAGGCUGUGGACAGGUCUAUGUGGCUCUCAGCAGCUUCCAGAAUCACAUCAACCUGGUGCACCGCAAGGCUCGGACUCGGCAGUGCCCCCAGCCUGGCUGUGGAAAGAAGUUUUCCUUGGCCAACCAUCUACGCCGACACAUGCUCAUCCACUCUGGCAUGCGGGAAUUCAUCUGUGAGAGCUGUGGGAAAUCUUUCAAGCGUAAAAACCACUUGGAGGUGCACAGGCGGAUGCACACAGGGGAGACCCCUCUUCAGUGUGAAAUCUGUGGGUAUCGAUGUCGUCAGCGUGCCUCCCUCACCUGGCACAUGCGUAGGCAUGGGGGGGGGAAGGCCAGCAACACAGCCCUGCCCUUGUGAGCACUGCAGGAAGCACUGCAAGCGACUGGAUGGCCUCAAGUGCCACACGCUCAACCCUGAGCCUCAGGGCACGUAGCUGUUGGGGGACUGCGAGUAGCCCCAAACCUGUUCCCCCUUCAGGUUAAGGGGAGUGGGGGGUGUUGCAUUAAUUUUUGCCCCCAGAAGGAGUGUAAGCACUACAGCAGACGGAGGGGAAGGAAUUAACUCUGAGUGUCCCCGUCCCCACCCCAAUGCACAAUGGGGAUGUCUAACCCCUUGUCUGCCCCUAGCACUGAAAAAGGAUUCUGACCCCUCCUGACUUCCUCCCCACUGAUCUCCCCUUGCCCCACGUCCCCUCAGCCUUACUUUAUUUAUUUCCCAAAUUUUUGUCCUCUGUUCCAUAGGCUACCUGGGUCCAGAAAGUGGGUUAGGAGAUGGGGGUGGGCAACUGGUACCCCACUUUUAAUGUGGGGAGCAGGUCUGGCCUCUUCUUCCUUACCUCCCCUCCCCCUCACCCCUCUUAUUAAAAAUGAUGACUUUUAAUUCCUGCUUUUUUCUCCUUUUCCGGGACAGGG
This is a messenger RNA of Phasianus colchicus (ring-necked pheasant), 2462 nucleotides long. It is a transcript of the gene ZNF653, whose product is annotated as zinc finger protein 653. The record is from RefSeq and is a predicted model, not a curated record. Gene Ontology annotation, cellular component: nucleus. Gene Ontology annotation, molecular function: transcription coregulator activity. Gene Ontology annotation, biological process: regulation of transcription by RNA polymerase II. NCBI's taxonomy places the organism in Eukaryota, Metazoa, Chordata, Aves, Galliformes, Phasianidae.